GAGAGAGACUAAGACGGAUAACGCGUCAUCUCGCCUUCCCAAAUUUUCCCCCCUCGCUAGACUGGGUCCAAAACCUCCAUCUGGAGCCGGCAGGAGAAGAGAACGAUGUUUAACUCGGUCAACCUGGGCAACUUCUGCUCGCCGUCGCGCAAGGAGAGGGGCGCUGAUUUCGGCGAGCGAGGGAGCUGCGCCUCCAACCUCUAUCUGCCCAGUUGCACUUACUACGUGCCUGAGUUCUCCACGGUCUCCUCCUUCCUGCCCCAGGCCCCCUCUCGUCAGAUCUCCUAUCCCUACUCGGCCCAAGUGCCCCCGGUCCGGGAGGUGUCCUACGGCCUGGAGCCAUCCGGCAAGUGGCACCACCGGAACAGCUACUCCUCCUGCUAUGCGGCGGCCGACGAGCUUAUGCACCGGGAGUGCCUGCCUCCUUCCACCGUCACGGAGAUCCUCAUGAAAAACGAAGGCUCAUACGGCGGUCACCACCACCCCAGCGCCCCGCACGCAGCCCCCGCCAGCUUCUACUCCUCAGUCAACAAGAACAGCGUCCUGCCUCAAGCCUUCGACCGCUUCUUCGACAACGCCUACUGUGGUGGUGGCGACGCGCCUGCCGAGCCCCCCUGCCCAGGCAAGGGUGAGGCCAAGGGGGAGCCCGAGGUGCCCCCGGCCUCGGGACUAGCGUCCCGGGGUGAGGCGGGUGCCGAGGCCGAGGCCGAGGAGGAAAACACGAAUCCCAGCUCGUCCGGUUCAGCCCAUUCGGCGGCCAAGGAGCCGACCAAGGGAGCCGCCCCCAACGCCCCCCGCACCCGCAAGAAGCGCUGUCCUUAUUCGAAAUUCCAGAUUCGGGAACUGGAGAGAGAGUUUUUCUUCAACGUGUAUAUCAACAAAGAGAAGCGGCUGCAGCUGUCCCGGAUGCUGAACCUGACAGACCGACAAGUGAAAAUUUGGUUUCAGAACAGAAGAAUGAAAGAAAAAAAACUAAGCAGAGACCGGCUGCAGUAUUUCUCGGGAAAUCCUCUGCUGUAACCGCAUACAGGGCCCUUUGGAGGGAGGGAGAAAGGAAGAAAUUAUUUUAUUUUAUUUUUAUUUUUUAUUUUCUAACUCGCCUUCUUUCCGCGGGUGGAAAACUGUACUGUGGCCAGGGCUGGCCCCCACUGCCGUUGCCCGCAAUUCUUUCUGGAACCUCCUUCUACUUCGGUCUGACUCUCGCGUGGGACAGGCACCGGGCCUGGAACGGGGGAGGUGAAGGGAAGUGUCUGGCCCACUGCGA
Molecule: messenger RNA, 1264 nt
Organism: Pteropus alecto (black flying fox)
Lineage: Eukaryota; Metazoa; Chordata; Mammalia; Chiroptera; Pteropodidae
Gene: HOXC11
Product: homeobox C11
Exons: 2
Coding region: 106-1020 (304 amino acids)
Biological process (GO): anatomical structure development; regulation of transcription by RNA polymerase II
Cellular component (GO): nucleus
Molecular function (GO): RNA polymerase II cis-regulatory region sequence-specific DNA binding; DNA-binding transcription factor activity, RNA polymerase II-specific
Source: RefSeq, a predicted model, not a curated record